AGUAGUACUUGACGAAUCACCCGACUGUUAUCACAUAUGAAUUAACAUUCGGAUUUUGAUAAAUUUUAUCAUUCGUAUUUCAUCACCAAGAGAACAUUUUCCAAGUAGAGUGUUGUUCAUUACGGAUGCAGUUGCUACGACUCUACAAAAAAGAUGAGUGAUAUUCCGAUUGGAAUUGAUUUGGGGACUACAUUUUCCUGCAUUGCGGCUUACAGAAAGGGAAGAGCUGAAAUGAUACCUGAUCAAAAUGGUGAUCGACUUAUCCCUUCCAUUGUUUUCUUCGAUCCUCAAACAGGAGCGGUUCACGUGGGAAAAACUGCUGACAGAUUGUCACCAAAAUGCCCAAAGAACUGUUUGAAAGAUUCUAAACGGCUCAUUGGAAGAAAAUUCGAUGACGAAUUCAUCUCAAGAUAUCACCUGCAAAAGAACAUUCAGUUUUCUUUGGUACGAGGGGUUGAUGAUAAAGCCGUUUAUCAGUUGAAUGUAAAGUAUGAGACAGUUACAAAAACACCAGAAGAGGUUAGUGCAGAGAUAUUGAAAUAUCUGAAACGAAUGGCCAGUGACUACCUAGGAAGAGAUGUUACAGAUGUUGUUGUAUCUAUACCUGCAUAUUUCAGUAACGCUCAAAGAAAAGCUACCAAGAAGGCGGUUGAAUUGGCUGAACUCAAAUUAUUGAAGUUCAUCACGGAACCUUCUGCCGGAGCACUUCAUUACGUGCAAGACAAAAACGUGGCAACAAAAUUAUUAGUUUUCGAUUGGGGAGGAGGAACCCUUGAUGUGUCUUUAGUAGAGGUGAAAAAUAAAAUUUUUGAAGUCAAGUCUGUUUAUGGAGAUACCUUGUGCGGUGGGAGAAAUAUCGAUGAGAGACUGUUCGAGCAUUUUUAUAGACCAGUAGACAAAGAUAGAUUCGCUCGGCGACUGCAACAAGCAUGCGAGGACUUGAAAAAACAGUUAUCAAGUCUGGAUGAAUUUUCAACAGUGAUCGAGUGUUACGAUGGUUACAAUGACUUCGAAUUAUCGCUUAAGAAAUCAAAAUUCGAAAAAUUAACUAAAGAUAUUUUUCAGAAAGCUAUAGAUAUUGUGGAAUAUGGACUUGAUGAUGCAGGUUGGAAUAAAUCUAAAGUGAAAGAAAUAGUUUUGGUGGGAGGGUCAACAAGAAUUCCAAGAAUCAGAAAUCUGCUGGAGAGGUUAUUUGGAAGGAAAAUUCUCAAAACUGAUUUGAACCCGGACGAAGCUGUUGCGAUUGGAGCUUGUCUCCAAGCAGCAAUUCUCAAAAAUGAUUAUGCGAGUGCGGAAAAAUAUAAAUUAACAGAAGUGACUCCGUUGUCAUUAGGAGUUGGCGUUCAUAAGGAUUUAAUGAGCACUAUUAUCAGAAGAAAUACACCAUUACCAGCCAAAUUUGCCAAAUGUUUCAUAACAACUGNUUUUUGA
Molecule: messenger RNA, 1431 nt
Organism: Leptinotarsa decemlineata (Colorado potato beetle)
Lineage: Eukaryota; Metazoa; Arthropoda; Insecta; Coleoptera; Chrysomelidae
Product: heat shock cognate 70 kDa protein
Molecular function (GO): ATP binding; ATP-dependent protein folding chaperone
Source: RefSeq, a predicted model, not a curated record